Molecule: messenger RNA, 1715 nt
Organism: Sphaeramia orbicularis (orbiculate cardinalfish)
Lineage: Eukaryota; Metazoa; Chordata; Actinopteri; Kurtiformes; Apogonidae
Gene: ppp5c
Product: protein phosphatase 5, catalytic subunit
Exons: 13
Coding region: 4-1479 (491 amino acids)
Molecular function (GO): protein binding; hydrolase activity
Source: RefSeq, a predicted model, not a curated record
UCAAUGGCGCGCCUGUCGGAAUACGGCAGUGACAAGAAGAUGGCGGAGGGAGGUAAUGAUGCUGAGCUACUCAAGGAGAAGGCGAAUAAGUACUUUAAAGAGAAAGACUAUGAAAAUGCAAUCAAGUACUACACAGAGGCCCUGGAGCUCAAUCCAUCCAAUGCCAUCUACUACAGCAACCGGAGCCUGGCGUACCUGCGCACAGAGUGCUAUGGCUACGCCCUGGCUGAUGCUACGAAGGCCCUGGAGAUAGACAAGAACUACAUUAAAGGAUAUUACCGCCGUGCCACGUCCAACAUGGCACUGGGAAAGUUUAAGGCUGCGCUUAAGGACUAUGAGACGGUAGUGAGGGUUCGACCAAACGACAAGGAUGCAACGAUGAAGUAUCAGGAAUGUAGUAAGAUUGUAAAACAGAAGGCUUUUGAGAGAGCGAUCGCCAGCGAUGAGACGAAGAAAUCUGUUGUUGAUUCUCUGGAUAUUGAAAAUAUGACGAUUGAGGAUGACUACGUGGGCCCCAAACUCGAAGAUGGGAAGGUCACAUUGACGUUCAUGAAGGAGAUGAUGGAUUGGUUCCAAGACCAGAAGAAACUGCACAGAAAGUGUGCUUAUCAGAUUUUGGUACAAGUUAAAGACGUUCUAUCAAAGCUACCAAGUCUUGUGGAAAUCACGCUAAAAGAGUCAGAAAAAAUAACUAUUUGUGGUGACACCCACGGGCAAUACUACGAUCUCCUCAACAUCUUCAAGUUGAAUGGCUUACCUUCAGAGACCAACCCCUAUCUUUUCAACGGUGACUUCGUGGAUCGCGGCUCUUUCUCCCUCGAGGUCAUUCUCACGCUCUUCGGCUUCAAGCUCCUCUUCCCUGACAACUUCCACUUGCUCAGAGGUAACCACGAGACGGACAACAUGAACCAGAUGUACGGGUUCGAAGGGGAGGUUAAAGCCAAGUACACAGCCCAGAUGUUCCAGCUGUUCAGCGAGGUCUUCCAGUGGCUGCCUCUUGCACAGUGCAUCAACAACAAAGUAUUGAUAAUGCACGGUGGACUGUUCAGUGAAGACGGAGUCACAUUGGACGAUCUCAGGAAGAUUGACAGGAACAGACAGCCUCCAGACUCAGGUCCUAUGUGUGACCUUCUCUGGUCAGAUCCACAACCCCAGAACGGCCGGUCGAUCAGUAAACGGGGCGUGAGCUGUCAGUUCGGGCCGGACGUGACGGAGCGCUUCCUGGAACAGAACAAGCUGGACUUCAUCGUGCGGAGUCAUGAGGUCAAAGCUGAGGGCUACGAGGUCACUCACUCAGGGAAGUGCAUCACCGUGUUCUCAGCACCCAACUACUGUGAUCAGAUGGGAAACAAAGGAGCUUAUAUCCACCUCAGGGGAUCUGAUCUUAAGCCAGAAUUUCACCAGUUCACUGCUGUGCCUCAUCCGAAUGUCAAGCCCAUGGCGUACGCUAACACGCUAAUGCAGUUGGGGAUGAUGUAGAGGCCACGGCGGUCUGUCUGCGACACUGACCACCUCCCAUCUGACCCCAACCAUCCCGGCCACCUCACUCCUUCCAGCGCUUGGACAUGCUCUCCAUCAGGCUUCGUCUAAGGGGUCGCUGUCUGUGACAAACGACCACUAGCUGUUAGCGGAUAGCGAUCACUUAGACCAGCCCGGCUCUUCACCGGGUCCCUACUUUGGUAUCAUUGGUUAAAACUGGGGAAAAAAAAACAAAC